AUGGAGCGAAUUAUUAAAUUUGGAAAUACAAUACGAAAUAAUUUGAAAAAAUCAGCGGUUGGUGUAGUAGCUCUAUGUUAUGGAGCGACGAUAGUUAAAGAAAAAUACCAAAUCAAUGUACUCAUGCAAGCAGCGUGCAAAGAAGCAGCAAAAUAUGGUGACUCUCUGAUACCCAUGGAUAGAAAUCCAACUGUAGUCACAGUUAUUUUAAACCCAGUGGCAAAUAAAAGGAAGGCGAAGCGAGAUUUUGAGAAAUAUUGUGAGCCAUUACUUCAUUUAGCAGGAUUGCAGGUUGAUGUUAUACAGACAACAUCUGAAGGCAAUGCUAAGGAAAUUGUGGAAACCUUGCGAGGCACUGAGGCUAUCAUUGUUGCUGGUGGGGAUGGGACUUUCUCGGAAACUGUUACAGGAUUAUUGAGAAGAAAUGAUGAUGCAAAUCAGUUUCCUCUUGGCGUUCUGCCACUUGGUCGCACAAACAGGCUUGGGAACAGCUUAUUUCAUGGAGGUAAAGGAGUAGAUAGGGUUAAACAACUAAUUGAAGCUAGCAUGGCCAUCAUAAAAGGGAACACAGUUUGGAAAGAUGCAAUGAAAAUUGAACCAAUUGUUACUGAAGAAGAAGUACCAAGCAAACCCAUAUAUGCAAUGACUUCAUUAGAAUGGGGAGCAUUUAGAGAUACAAUGGCCAAGAGAGAUAAGUACUGGUUUCUCGGACCACUGAGAGAUUAUGCAUCAUUCAUUUUCAAUGGAUAUAAAGAGUCCCUAAACUGGAACUGCAGUGGGGUAAUUAAAUAUUCGCCACCUUGCGCCGGUUGUAACAACUGUAUAAGGAAAAGACCAGAAAUUAAAAGAAAAUGGAGCUUUUUUAUGCCAAGCACACAGACAUUACAACCAGACUCCACUAACAUUGUAAACCCAGAUUGUGCGACUUCACAAGAGCUGUGCUUCAAAACAUGUGACUUUAGAAUACGCACUAGAAAUUUCGAACACACGGAUGUUCCUUCUUUGAGUAUAGUUAUUGGCAAAAAUAAGUAUAGUUACUCAGAAUUUAUUACAGAAGGUUGGAGGCGUCUUAAAGGCUUGGAUGAAAACACAAAACGCAUAGAAGCAAGAACAGUAGAAUUCUUGCCCAAUGAAUCUGGCCCUGAAGUGGUUAUAGGGAUAGACCGCGAAGAAUUUGAUGUGAAACCAGUGAAAAUAACACUGCUGCCUAAGAUUGUUAAGUUGUUUUGUAAUCCAGAUUAA
Molecule: messenger RNA, 1242 nt
Organism: Parnassius mnemosyne (clouded apollo)
Lineage: Eukaryota; Metazoa; Arthropoda; Insecta; Lepidoptera; Papilionidae
Source: the annotation of a GenBank genome assembly